Penicillium cosmopolitanum is the source of this 1611-nucleotide messenger RNA. Its product is annotated as cytochrome P450 monooxygenase GliC2. Lineage: Eukaryota; Fungi; Ascomycota; Eurotiomycetes; Eurotiales; Aspergillaceae. Bases 1 to 1611 code for a protein of 536 amino acids. The record is from RefSeq and is a predicted model, not a curated record. The transcript has 7 exons. Gene Ontology annotation, molecular function: oxidoreductase activity, acting on paired donors, with incorporation or reduction of molecular oxygen; monooxygenase activity; iron ion binding.
AUGGAGUCAAAGUUUCACGAUCUAUGGGCCGCGGGCCUUAUUCCUGCGCAUUUGAAAACUGGCCCAAUCACAAACUAUAUUGCGCCACUUGGUAAUUCGAAUUUACUAUUGGUUACUUCCGCAAUAGGCCUUGCGAUCGUCGCAAUUUUCAUUAUUCGAACCCCAGUGACAUUUCUUCAUUACACAAACAUUAUCCGAAGUAUCGACAACAAAGGCCUUCUGGAUGGACCGACAUUCUGCUAUCCAUUCGGCAACUCGAAGGAACGUUUAUUCCAAUCACGCAAGUACUCAUUCGACUGGGCACAGCAGUAUGGCAAGAUCUAUCGUAUCUGGACAGGCUUGCAUUCCGAAGUCGUGAUCACAACCCCGGAAGAUGUUGCCAAGUUUUACCAAGAUGCCAAUUCCCAUAACAAGACUUUCCACCGUCGCAGCGGAUGGGUUACCAACUCGGUGUUAGGCGAGGCUGUUGGUUUCGUCUCGGGUGAUCGGUGGAGAGUUUUCCGAAAAAUCCUCGAUCCGCUUGUGUCGAAUAGUGUUGCUGUCAAACACAUCCCGCGUAUCAACCGAGCCGGGUUGGAGUUUGUGGCUAAUAUUCCGAACGUCCGAAUAGACAAAGGUGGUGCGAACGACCCACUCAUUAUCUCCGCCGCAAGAACAUUUAUGCCUUUCCCACUUCUUGAGACAAGCCGUGUCUUUUUUGGUGAGAUGGAGGACACAGAGAAAGCCGAACUCCUCGAAAUCGGAGGAAUCUACUCCAAUGCAUUGCUUUUACUUUUUGAGAAUGGUCCAUUCCGACGCUGGCUUGGAUACUGGAUGCAUACCCCAACUGAAUACAAAGCAACAAAGAACUUUCUCAACCGUUGGGACUUAUUUAAUGGCAAUAUCGCUCAAGCAAGACAUGAUAAAAAUGAUCUGCCCAUCACUCAACUCUGGAAGCACGUGCAUCAAGGCACCAUUACCCAGAAGGAGCUGAUUCAAACCAUCACCGAGAUGACUUACACCAAUCUAGAUGUGACCUCCCAUGUUAUUACCACAACAUGUCUCUUCCUUGCCGACAAUCGUGCAACUCAGGAUGCCCUUCUGGCCGAGAUUGAGUUGCAUCGGAACGACGUCGAGAAGUACCUUGGUCGAAAGGAUACCCUCUUACAUUAUUCAUUUUUGGAGGCAAUGCGUCUGCAACCUGUUCUGCCCUUUACCUUGCCUGAGGCGUCAAUUAGCGACAAGGAGCUUGGCGGGUACCAUAUUCCCAAGCAUACCAGUGUGACUACCGACUCUUAUGGGCUUAACAUCCGGAACCCCUUCUGGGGACCCAACGCUACAGAAUAUCUGCCAAUGAGAUUCGAAACUAUAAGCCCAAUAGAGCUCAUUCGAAAUAUGAAUGCUUUUGGCUACGGUUCACGCAAGUGCCUCGGUCAGUAUUUCGCAGAUAAGCAACUACGGUCACUGGUGAUGCAUCUUUUCGACAAAUAUGAUGUGUCUUGGCACAACCGCAGCCAGACAGAUGCUGCAUUUGAUACUGACAAGAGUGCACACGUUGACGUUUUCAAUGUGGAACUGUGUUUGACUCAGAGGGCGCGCACGGAUUUCAAGGACUCCCAUGCUGGUCUCUAA